This is a messenger RNA of Nymphaea colorata (pocket water lily), 1360 nucleotides long. Its product is annotated as eukaryotic translation initiation factor 2 subunit alpha homolog. The transcript is spliced from 7 exons. The coding region runs from base 136 to 1164 and encodes 342 amino acids. NCBI's taxonomy places the organism in Eukaryota, Viridiplantae, Streptophyta, Magnoliopsida, Nymphaeales, Nymphaeaceae. Gene Ontology annotation, cellular component: eukaryotic translation initiation factor 2B complex; multi-eIF complex; eukaryotic translation initiation factor 2 complex. The record is from RefSeq and is a predicted model, not a curated record. Gene Ontology annotation, molecular function: translation initiation factor activity; ribosome binding; RNA binding.
UGAUAUGUAGAAGUGGCCAUCGGUCCAAUAAUCCUCUGCAAAUUUUUGCCCCCAUUCGGAAUAAACCCUAGCCUCUCUGAAGCACCGAAGUAGCCCUCAUUCCAUUCGGGAGCAGAGAGAAGGAGGAGAAGAUCAAUGGCGACGAGCACUCCGAAUCUGGAGUGCAGGAUGUACGAGGCGAGGUACCCGGAGGUUGACCAGGCGGUGAUGAUCCAGGUGAAGGACAUAGCGGAUAUGGGCGCCUACGUCUCUCUCCUCGAGUACAACAACAUAGAGGGAAUGAUCCUCUUCUCCGAGCUUUCUCGCCGCCGGAUUCGAAGCGUCAGCAGCCUUAUCAGGGUGGGCCGCCAGGAGCCCGUCAUGGUCCUCAGGGUCGACAAGGAGAAGGGCUACAUUGAUCUCAGCAAGAGGAGAGUCUCGGAGGAGGACAUCCAGGCCUGCGAAGAGCGGUACAACAAGAGCAAGCUCGUCCACUCGAUCAUGCGGCACGUCGCCGAGACGAUGCAAAUGGAUUUGGAGGAUCUUUACAUUCAUGUUGGGUGGCCAUUGUACAGAAAAUAUGGGCAUGCUUUUGAGGCAUUCAAGUUGAUAGUGACCGACCCUGAUUCAAUUUUAGAUUCCCUUACUAGGGAAGUUAAAGAAAUAGGACCUGAUGGGCAGGAAUUGACAAAAACAAUUCCAGCAUUAUCAGAAGAUGUCAAAGAUGCUUUGGUUAAGAAUAUCAGGAGGAGGAUGACUCCUCAGCCUCUCAAGAUUUCUGCUGAUGUUGAGAUGAAGUGCUUUCAAUUUGAUGGUGUCCUCCAUAUUAAGGAAGCCAUGAGAAAAGCUGAAGCAGCUGGCAAUGCUGACUGCCCAGUAAAAAUCAAGCUGGUUGCACCACCUCUUUAUGUUCUCACUACACAGACCCUUAACAAGGAGCAAGGUAUAUCAGUCUUAAAUGCAGCAAUCAAAGCUUGCACAGAAGCAAUUGAAAGCAAGAAAGGAAAACUUGGUGUGAAGGAAGCCCCUAGAGCUGUGAGUGAACAUGAGGAUAAGCGGCAUCUGGAGCAAUUCACGAAGUUGGCUUUGGAUAAUGAAGAGGUCGAUGGAGAUGAUGAAGACGAGGAAGAUACAGGAAUGGGAGAGAUUGACGUUGAAAAUGCAAAUGUAGGGAUUACAGAGUGAAAAUUGGGUUGAUAGCCAAUUCAUUGUUUUUGGAAUCGUUUGUAUAAAACCCGUGUUCUUGUUGGGAUUUUUUCUGUUCUUUGUGCCUUUUCUUGCAGUGCCUUGGAAUGGCAACUUGUGAGCACAAGCAUGUAAUCGGAUGGCGCUAGUCUUCUCUGCUUUAUUUAGUUAUACAAUUUUGUUGCCGCUUUUUUCC